AUGGCUUGUCACACCGUUGAUUUUCACGAAGCUGAACGAGCUACACAAUCGAUUUGUCUUGAAACAUCCACUGAAUAUCAACCUCUAACACUUACUCAAGACAAUCGAGGACGAUGUGUUUAUUUACCUAUCUUUCCUACAAAAGAUAUGGAUCCACACAAAUGUCUUCUCCUGACCAAUGUACCAAUGAAUCGUCUGGGUCCUUAUCAAAGACUUCGACGUGAACAUUCUGCAUAUUCAUCGGAGUCAUUGACUUUGAUGGAAAAUUACAAUUAUGCAGGUCUCUUUAGUUUGACGAAGGAAGAUAUCAGCGAAUUAUCUCAACGCUUACGUGUACCGAAAUCUCUACUCGUUUUCAAUGCACAACGAUUACGUAGUAUUUGUUAUACUUUACUUGCUAUCUAUGAAGCAUUUCGGUAUCUUGUCUUCCAUGAUGAUAAUCAUGCCUUUCAAAAUCAAAAUUUCAACACUCAACAAAUGUCUUUUGCAUUGGAAUUCUUUCUUCAGAUCGAUGGUCAAAAUUAUCGAGAAGUAACAGCAGCAUUACAUUCAGUUAUGGAUUGUAUUAGUCAACAACAAAAGCAACAACAACAUCAUAUGGUCAGUUUGCUUUCACCAACAACAGGCCUGUCGAGACAACCGAUUGUAAUGGCACCGACAACACCUGUUAUAGUGAUUUCAACUGAUAGACAUCCGAGCACACCAGAAGGAUACAAAUCGAUUGGAACGAUGCCAAUGACUCCAGCAGGAGUGAAAUCAACUGCUACGGAUCCUAUGACACCGAUUGGGAUGAAAUCCACUAGUACUAUGCCAUCGACACCACCAGUCAUGAAAUCUGUCAGUACUUCGGUUGAAACUCCGAUGAAGAUAUCGAUUGGAAUUAUGUCGCAUAUCCCAACCAAAGUGUCUAAGAGUACAAUGCCGAAAACACCACAAAAGGACUGA
Messenger RNA from Rotaria sp. Silwood2, 945 nucleotides. The record is from the annotation of a GenBank genome assembly. Lineage: Eukaryota; Metazoa; Rotifera; Eurotatoria; Philodinida; Philodinidae.